Molecule: messenger RNA, 4000 nt
Organism: Varroa destructor (honeybee mite)
Lineage: Eukaryota; Metazoa; Arthropoda; Arachnida; Mesostigmata; Varroidae
Product: nucleolar MIF4G domain-containing protein 1 homolog
Biological process (GO): ribosomal small subunit biogenesis
Cellular component (GO): nucleolus
Molecular function (GO): RNA binding; protein binding
Source: RefSeq, a predicted model, not a curated record
UCGAUUUUGUGCGCUAGUAGAAGCUUUGCUACCGCUUCAUGCAAAUUUAUUUCACGUUAUAAUUCAUUUUGUGCUGUCUUCAUAAUCGUUUGAAUUAUCAUAUCUGCACUACACUGAGCAAAGAUCCACAGGUAUCGUGGUGCGUGGUGAAACGCUGUUGAAGAUAGGAACCCAAGAUAAGUAGACGAACAGUGUGCCAUAAAACCUUGGUCCAUUGCCUCAACCAAAAAUGAAAUUUCGCAAAGGAGCUCGCAAGGAGCAUCGUCAGCUACAGAAACAAAAGCGGCACGCCCAGUCUGUACGUUACCUCGAGUGGCAGCAGAGCGGUCACAGUAGUGGAAAGAAAAUUCAGAAGAGAAAGGGGUCGAUAAACAUGCGUGGCAUCAACGGCCAGAUGAAUCGGAUUUUUACGCAACUUGAUAUUUACGGACGACUGGAGUUGAAGACACAGCCGCAUGAUAACAACCAUAAUUUCAAAAAUUUUCAAGGCAGCAGGAACGAUGCAGACGGUGAUGACUCCAGUGCCGAUUUUGGAGACAGAUUGGAGCGUGCAUACAAUGAUAGCGACGUAACUAAAAAACUUGACGUAAAGGAAUCGCAUGAGGAUCGCAUCAGCAGAUUACUCCAGGAGAAUGAGGCAGAAAAUAAAGAGAUAGCAAAACUUGAGAAGCUACUGUAUCUCAAUAAGCGAAAGAAUAAUAAUAUGCCGAAGUCAUUUGUUGAAGAAGGGUUGGAUUUCAUUUUAGAGCUGGUUGACAAAAAAUAUAAAAAGAGAUACAAUGAUGAUAUGGAACUUUUGGAAGAACAAGGAGAACUUGGUAAUGCACUUGUCGGAGAUCAUCAAGAAAAAGAUAACGAAGUUUCAGGCAAAUAUGAGGACAGCUCUGCGGAUGAGCUCACUCGGCAGAACGAAAAAAGGCGGAAAAUUAAAUUUGCAAAUCAACCGAGCAACGAGUCUGAGCAGAGAGAAAGUGACAGCGAAGUGGGCAUUAGUGAUUCUGAAAGUGGUGAAGAGUUGGGCGUAGAGAGUGAGGAAGAUUCGGAGGAUGCCGAUAUCGUCGACAGCGACAACGAAGAAGGUUUUGACGAAAAAGAUAGUGUAGAUGAGACAGAUAGCAAGGAUAACAGGAGCAGUGACGAUGGCGAGUACAAAGAGGACGUGACGAUGGAAGAGCUAAAAGCUCUUCGCAAUACAAAUAGUGCCGGUAUUAAAAUAUCAGAGAAUAUCAAAGUGAAAUAUCCAACAAGGACAACGAAACAGCAAAUUGAGGAAUCCGCUGACGACGUCAUGAGGAAUUUAAAAGCUAUGCGCAAGGGUAAAGGGGGGCUUCUAUCAGAUGCAGCUGACACGACUAAUGCAAGUAAAAGAAGACGAGUGGUUGAAAAGACCGAGCAUACUGACUAUGAAGAUAAUUCGAGUGAAUUUAGCGAGAAAGAAGCGAGUGACGAAGAUGAUUUAAAAGACGAUGGAAACGAACAGAAUCUUGAACUUGAUUAUUCUGACGAAUUUGGUAAUGAGACUGUAGAGGAGAAAGAGCGUAACGAUAGCGACAGCGAAAGUAUUGUGGCGGAUCAUUUCAUACGCAAGAGAAACAAAGUGGCUGCAGAUGGCACGUACGAGGACAUCUAUGGACGAAAAAGGAGCGCCCAGGGUGACGUCGUCGAUUCCGUAAAUCAAAAGUACGUUCCUCCAGCGAAAAGACUCGCAAUGGGCUGCGCCAAUAACGACAACAACAAGAUCGAGCUGGAAAAAUUACAAAAACACGUUAAAGGUCAACUGAACCGUUUGAGCGAAACCAAUCUCCGUCCAAUAGCAAGCCAAAUAUCUGAGCUUUAUUCAAAGCAUUCGAAGAACAACGUCACGUCAAUCUUAAGUAUAGUAAUCAGUGAUGCAGUGUUCGGGCUCAGUCUGACGCCCGAACGACUCGUGUUAGAGCCAGCUCUCCUUUGUGCGCUGUUGCACGCAAACGAGGGCCACGAGGUGGGCGCGCAGAUUCUUGAAGAUGUCGUCGACAGGCUCAGAUCACUCUUACAAGAUAAGGAAGAACGCGUUAAAGGUAAACGACUGGAGAACGUGUUGCGUUUCCUAUGUUACCUAUUUUUAUUCAAGGUAGUCGGCCACAGUAUUAUCUAUGGAGUUUUAAAUAGGCUCGACCCGACAAGUGAGCAUGACGCUAAGCUUAUACUGGCUGCGCUGAAAACGUGCGGCUUUGCUUUGCGCAAGUGCGACCCGGUCGCUUUGAAGGAACUUAUCAUUUCACUGCAAUCGAAGUGCCGCGAUUCGAGUUCGUCAUCCCAACAUCGUUUCAUGCUCAACACACUUUUUGCGCUCAAAAACAAUAACAUUUCGAAGAUCUCUAAUUGUGACCCUUCGCUGAGCGAAAGAGCCCUCAAGUCACUUAGAGCAUGUCUUAACAAAGGCGCCGUGCUUCAGGAGCUACAUGUAACGUUGGAAGACUUAUACGACGCUCGAAUGAAAGGAAAAUGGUGGCUGGUAGGUUCAGCUUGGACGAAGGAGCAGACAGAGAAUGAGAAUGGCUCAAAUAAGGGUUCUACACAGGCGGCAAUCUGCGUAGUGGAUGAGCUCAGUUCAAAAAUUUCGGACCUUGCUCGUAAAGCUGGAAUGAACACGGAUAUUCGUCGAGCAAUCUUCGGUAUUAUCAUGUCUUCCGAGGACUACCUCGACGCGAGCGAACGCCUCCUUAGACUCAACCUUACAUAUGUCCAACAAAGGGAACUUUGCUACGUGCUACUACUAUGUGCCGGGAAUGAAAAGAGCUUCAAUCCUUAUUACGCCCAUCUUGCACUUUUUUUCUGCAACAAACACAAAAAGGAGUUCUCGAUGACUCUUCAAUGCGCUAUUUGGGACGCCAUCAAAGCUAUUGGCUCGUACUCUGAGAAUAAAGUAACAAAUCUUGCACGAUUUACGGCGUUGCUCGUCUACCGCAGAGGUUUGCCGUUAUCGGUUCUCAAAAAUGUUGAGUUUGUUGACUUGUCAAACAAUAAAGUCAUACGAUUCCUCAGGGUUCUUUUGUUAAAUGUCUUAUUAAAUCUAAAGAGUGAAGAUGUUUCGGUCUUGUUCGCAAAAAUCGCUCUGGCAGGACCAAAAUUGGAACUUCUCAAACAAGGACUCGGUAUUUUCCUCAAAAGAUUCCUUUUAAGUAAUAUGCACCUGGAUGAUGCGCAAAUGAAGAAAGUGAAAAAGAACAUCGAAGCGGCUGAAGAAGGUCUCAGUACACAAAUUGAAAAAUCUGAAGUUGACAUAUUUGAAUAGGCAAUUAGGUAUUUACGUCUAAAACUGAUUUAUUAUAUCCACGACGAGGAAAACUAAUUUAUUUUCUAUUAAAACCCGUAUCAUCAAACACGGUGUUAUGAAAAAACAUUAAUGCAUAAAAUCUCGUUCGAAGUUAGUGUUGUUAUCAUCUGUUCAUUUGGGGACUAAGUUACUGGUAUUCAGUGAAAGUUCUUUAAAUGCUAUGCUCUUUGAUCCCUUUUGCCAAAGGCAAUUGUGACGGAGAAUCGUUUCUGAUUUAUAUAUUUAUUGUUAUCUAAUGCUGUAGUUUUUUCAAAAAUAGAUGUGCACCUGUGUACAUAGAAACGUAAUAAAUACGCAAAAUCAAACCAGAUAAUGUGUAAUUAAUGCUUACAACUUUUGACGGCUAUUCGUAACGAAGAACACGAGCCAGUUAGCUAAAUAUGAUAUGCAAUUUAUGAUACACGCAAGAGACACUCUAUAAUAUUACAAAUAUCGAAGGUGACUUGGAUUAGUCCGCAAAUAUAAACGACUCACCAUGUCAUAACUACAUCUGUGUUAACUGCACCAAAAACAUUCUUCUUACAAAUUUAAUCGAAAUUUCUUAGUCGUUGUUCAAGGCUUACAUAAUUAUGUAAAAAAAACUCAUCGUAGUUUUUAAUAGGACAACGAAACUACGUGCGGUCUUAAAUUUGGCCUUACUUAAUCCUUAUGAGGACUUUAUAUAUUUGUUUGAGUUUUGUUUAU